CUACUUCAUAUAUCCUCUUCGCCCAUUCUAAACCACUUGCCAUGCCGACGCUCUCUGGAAUUUACACCUCGCUCACCGGUCAAACAUUGGCCAUAGACGAGCAUUGCCAUCUCAGGGUCAUUCACGGCGACCAACCAAAGACCAAACUGCGUGCAGAUGCAGAGUUUUGGCUUUGUGAGGACGAUGGGAAAAUCGGCAAGUUUGGAUCUCCGAAGAAGGUGACUCUGCACUUCGAGGGCCAGAAUUACCACAUCUGGGUCGAACCCCGCGGUUUCAGCGAUGGUGCUUACGAGUUCGGACUCAUCCCGAUCGAGCCCGAUGGCCAGUACAGCAACCAAUUCCUAGCCCUCAAUGCAGCCGGCGAUCAGUUCGAGAUCCUGCCCUCCUGGUCGGAGGCGGCCAAAUUCCGAUGCGUGGAGUAGUCAGGUCAGGUCAGGUCAGGUCAGGGCCUUGCAAUGCUUCAUCGAUCGCUGUCAGUUUCCCGUCGUGGGACGCAGGGCAAGGAAUGGUCCCGGCUGCAGAAUUACCCCCGUGGACGGGCUUAGACACGAAUUAGAGAUAGCUGGGGAUCCAAUGCAUUGAUAGAAUUACCUCC
Aspergillus uvarum CBS 121591 is the source of this 595-nucleotide messenger RNA. RefSeq lists its product as uncharacterized. The transcript is spliced from 4 exons. The record is from RefSeq and is a predicted model, not a curated record. The coding region runs from base 42 to 422 and encodes 126 amino acids. Lineage: Eukaryota; Fungi; Ascomycota; Eurotiomycetes; Eurotiales; Aspergillaceae.